This is a messenger RNA of Ailuropoda melanoleuca (giant panda), 4551 nucleotides long. It is a transcript of the gene NAA30, whose product is annotated as N-alpha-acetyltransferase 30, NatC catalytic subunit. Gene Ontology annotation, molecular function: protein-N-terminal amino-acid acetyltransferase activity. NCBI's taxonomy places the organism in Eukaryota, Metazoa, Chordata, Mammalia, Carnivora, Ursidae. The record is from RefSeq and is a predicted model, not a curated record. Bases 173 to 1258 code for a protein of 361 amino acids. Gene Ontology annotation, cellular component: NatC complex. The transcript has 5 exons. Gene Ontology annotation, biological process: N-terminal peptidyl-methionine acetylation.
AAAGCCAGGCCUAGGAAACUUUACCCGGGGUAACAGCCGAGGCGCUUUACGGCGACGGCGGCUGAGUGUGAACCUUGGCUGUGGUGGAGGCGGCCGCGGCGGCAAAGGAGGCGGCGGCGGCGGCUGAGGAGGAAGAGGAGUGGCGGCAGUGGCGGCGGGGACCUGUGCGGGGAUGGCGGAGGUACCGCCUGGGCCUAGCAGCCUCCUCCCACCACCAGCACCUCCGGCCUCGGCGGCGGCCGAGCCCCGCUGUCCCUUCCCGGCGGGGGCAGCCCUCGCCUGCUGCAGCGAGGACGAGGAGGACGACGAGGAGCACGAAGGCGGCGGCGGCAGGAGCCCGGCGGGCGGCGAGGCGACGGCGGCGGCCAAGGGGCAUCCGUGUCUCCGCUGCCCUCAGCCGCCGCAGGAGCAGCAGCAGCUCAACGGAUUGAUCAGCCCCGAACUGCGGCACCUCCGGGCGGCCGCCUCCCUCAAGAGCAAGGUUUUGAGCGUGGCCGAGGCCGCCACGACCACGGCCACCCCCGACGGGGGGCCCAGAGCGACUGCAACAAAAGGAGCUGGGGUACACUCGGGCGAGAGUCCCCCUCACUGCCUCCCCAAUAAUGGAAGAACUGCGCUCCCCAGCCCGGCAGAGGCAGUGGCGGCGAGCGAUCCUGCGGCGGCGGCCCGCAAUGGACUGGCGGAGGGCACCGAGCAGGAGGAGGAGGAAGACGAGCAGGUGCGGCUGCUGUCUUCAUCCCUGACCGCCGGCUGCAGUUUGAGAAGCCCCUCAGGCAGGGAGGUUGAGCCUGGGGAGGAUCGGACGAUACGUUAUGUCCGAUAUGAAUCCGAGCUACAAAUGCCCGAUAUCAUGAGACUGAUCACCAAAGAUCUGUCUGAACCCUACUCCAUUUAUACCUAUAGAUAUUUUAUCCACAACUGGCCACAGCUGUGCUUCUUGGCCAUGGUAGGGGAGGAGUGUGUAGGUGCCAUCGUUUGCAAGUUGGAUAUGCACAAAAAGAUGUUCCGCAGAGGUUAUAUAGCCAUGUUAGCCGUGGAUUCCAAAUACAGGAGAAAUGGCAUUGGUACUAACUUGGUUAAGAAAGCUAUAUAUGCCAUGGUUGAAGGAGACUGUGAUGAGGUUGUUUUGGAAACAGAAAUAACGAAUAAGUCUGCUUUGAAACUUUAUGAAAAUCUUGGUUUUGUUCGAGAUAAGAGGCUGUUCAGAUACUAUUUAAAUGGAGUUGAUGCACUGCGACUUAAAUUGUGGCUGCGUUGAGAAACUGACAUCAAGGAACAACUUUCCAACCACGCAGAAUCGACCUUUGCAUGCAAUGCAAUUUGUACAGAAUUGCUUUGCAGGUGGAUUUAGUAAUUUCCAUGCAGCUCUUACCUGUCAGUGUCUCAUUGAGUGUCGCACAAUAUUUGUUGCACUUUGGCAUGGCGCAUUUGUUCUGAAUUAAAAGAGAUUGUUUUAAACUUAAAGAGUUCUUUUGGUACCAGCAAGAUGUGCCAGUUGAUAGCCAAGAUUUGUUUGUUCAUUUGCAAAGUCUGCUGACAAUGUCAUUUACACAGUGAUCAUUUUGUCACAGAACCAGUAAGUGGAACAUGAUUUUUGUUCCUUAAAAAAGCCAAUGUAGAUUGUAAAAAUCUCUAAGUAUACUAACAUUUCACAUGAAACCUGCCAUAGUUUUCUGAAGGGGGUGGGGGAAAAGCUUCAAUUUUAGGUUUUAUUUUUUCAAUAUUGAAUUUUUCAUUCUUGAAUAUUGGUACCUCAGUGAUUAGUGAAUGAAAAAAUGUUCUGUAGGGUUGGGUGUGUCUUACAAUGAGUACAGAUAACAAUGACAUUGCGUCUGCCAGUGCCUGUGUAGAUAAGUAUAUUUGUCUUCACCUCUAGUUUUUUGAAUGCAUGCUCUCUUUUCCUUUUCUUUAAGGCCUUUGCAAGCAAACUUUUGUUUUUAUUUAAAUUCUAAAUUUGAUAAUAAAUUAUUUCAGAUUUUUAUAAUUUGGAUACUUUUUUCCAGGUGAGUGACAGUGUAAAGUCCCUUUUUUCCUUACAGUAAGAAGUUGAAUUUACUUGGAAAAUCUUUGAGAAAUGACUCAAAAGGGAUGAGAAAAGUUGAUGGAGCCGGGAAUUGCUGGGUUUUUGGAUGCACUUUUUUUUUUGAGAGGGCAUUUUUGGAAAAGAAUAGAAAAUUAAUGUAAAUUGGUAUGAUUUUAUUUAAUCAAAAUUAUCGCUAAGCUGUGAAGAACAGCUUUCACAAAGCAGUUGGAACUUUUUUCCCCACUUGAUUUGGAUUUCACAUUGCUUCUGUUUCUUAAAAUGCUUCACUUUUGGUUCUUAGUCUUGGAAAUAAAUUUCAAGGUGCAUUGUAUCCAUUUUAAACUGAUUUUAUUUUCUUUUUCACUUAUUUGAGCAAAUUCUUGGGGAAGCUUUGCUUAGUUCUCAGAAAAACAAAAGGGAAAAUUGUAAAAAUUUUUUUGGAAUGAGUUCUAUGGGUUUUCUUAAUAGUUAUCACCAUGUUCAGUUACAUUGUAUUUUGGCCGAUCUGUGCAGUGUUACAAAUUUUCAAGUUAAUUGCUUUCAAUUGAGUCAGGAAACCUGUGAUGGAUAAUUUAACUGGAAAACCUAGGUACCCAUAAAAAAAAAAAAAAAGAUUGAUGUCUGUGAAAAAUUUUUGUAGGAUUCUAUGUUGCAUUUUCUUUAAUUUGGAUAUGCUUUACUUCUGCUCUAGGAUUUGGUUUGAAUUUUGUUUUAUGGCUAUAAUUACUGUAUUUUUAAAAACCCUACCUCCGUUAACAGUUGGUAAAAGCCCCCUUUCAGGAAAGUUUGUUGCCUUUUUUUUUUUUUUUUUAAAGGAAAGCUGCUCCUUGCUCAGUGUAGUGUCUUGAAAGUGAACAUGGUAUUAAGUACUUUUAAAAUAAUGACACACAGAUUUGGUGAAAAUAAAAUCUUCCUAUUGGUGGAAUCAUUUAUAGUUCCUUGUUUUUAAAGACAACUUUUUCUUUCCAUUUUAUGUUGCUCUUGAAAAUUUAAUGGGUAGAGUACUGAUUACAUUAAAUAUGUGAUGAUCACACAAUACUCAGCUUUCCAGCUGACGAUUUUGAGUCCUUUGCUCAAAUGUCAUUUGGGCUCUAACAGAGGAAUGCCAGUCAUAGUGAUGCUUCUGUUACUCUUAAUAUGGAGAGAACUGAGCUAAAACAGUUAUCAAAUUUUAUCUCACCACUUUAUAUUUGACUUGCUGAUUCAUGAGUAAUGAUAGUUGAUGAACAUACAGUUGUUUGACUCACUAAUGGGGACAGUUCUAAAGUAGAUACACGCUAGAUUUUCAUUUCAACCAUUAUGUUUUUGGCACAUUAUCAGUGAAACCAUCUCUACUGACCUUUUCCCCCAGAAUUGACCAGGUUUUGCUGAACUGACUGGGUGUUGUAAACAUAACCUUAACAUGUGGCUAAAAAGUCGGAUGGUUGCUGUAUUGUUCAGUUGGUGUAUGUUGAAUAUAAAUGUCUCCCUUAUGUCUUUCAUUGGUUAUGCAAAAAUUGUUUACUUAAGUAGACUAAAAUUUUAAUGUCUAGCAUGAUAGCCCAGCAUCAAAACUAAGUCUCCAUUCCAGUUGAAGUAGCAUCAUACAUUUAUUUACUUUCUGAUAGUGGGCUUUCAUUUUUCUUAUAUAAUCUUAAAACAGUCCUAUUUAAAAUUGAUAGAGUGAGUUCACUUGGCUAAAACUGAGCAAAAUUGGUGCAACUUUCUUUUAAUGGGGUGCUGCCUCUUUAAGACUGACUGUACUAUCCACUGACACUGGUUUGGCAGUUGGUCCUGCUGAACAUUUUUAUACAUGCUACCAUGAAGCUAUAUAUGUUAGUAUUGAAGAAGCUAACGGGUGUACUAUCAUUUUUGAUGUGUGGGCCGAUUGUAAUUUCCCUUACAUUAGGAUGAAACUACUCUAGAGAAGUCCACAGAUCAGAAACCAGACAGUAGUUUUUGAAGUUGAGGCCAACAAAAUUAAAAAAAAAAAAAAAAAAGAAAUUACUAUUAAAAAAUUGGUUUUAAUAUUUUCUGCCUCUUCCCCAAAUUACCCUCCCUACUUGCUUGACAAAUCUAUGUAAAGGAGUUUGUUUGUCACAUGUUUUAAUUUUACCUUGCCCUGUGUUUAUGGUAUUGGCUGACAUGUAUAAGACUGGAUGUGUAUAUUUAUUAUGGUGUCUAAAAAUCAUGAAGGUCAUCACUUCCCAGGAGCAUAGAUAAAAGCAGAUUGGUAGUGCAUCAGAGUUACUUUUCAGUGCACCAUGACAUCACUAAAAUGAGUCUAUAAUGUUACAGGGCUUUCAGGUUUGUAAAAACAUAACCAUAAAUUAUAUUGACGUCAGAUAUGAGUUGAGUAUCUAUAAAAUAUCACGUGUAUCUCAAAAUAUUGGACUGCUGUUUGAUGACUGGAUAUUGCUGCAUAAUUUUCUUCUAUUGUCCCAUAUCCUUUUGGAGAGAGAGAUUUAAUGGGAUUUGAAAUGUGCAAGCUGUCUAAAUAAGAUGCAGUCAAAUAAAGUUGGUUAAGUUGUGUUUGCAUUUUUCUUUUA